Messenger RNA from Aspergillus pseudotamarii, 1830 nucleotides. Its product is annotated as GMC family oxidoreductase. Gene Ontology annotation, biological process: secondary metabolite biosynthetic process. The transcript is spliced from 2 exons. NCBI's taxonomy places the organism in Eukaryota, Fungi, Ascomycota, Eurotiomycetes, Eurotiales, Aspergillaceae. Bases 1 to 1830 code for a protein of 609 amino acids. Gene Ontology annotation, molecular function: oxidoreductase activity, acting on CH-OH group of donors; flavin adenine dinucleotide binding. The record is from RefSeq and is a predicted model, not a curated record.
AUGUGGUCACUCAGCCUCUUUCUGACAGCGAUUGCUGUAGCGACUUGUCAAGCGGCCCAGGUUGAAUAUGACUUUGUUAUUGUGGGAGGCGGCACAGCCGGUCUGGCCCUGGCCUCACGAUUAAGCCGUGGACUACCGGAGAGCUCUAUCCUGGUGCUGGAAGCUGGACCUGAUGCUGAGAACGAGACGAGUAUCAACAUCCCCGGUAUGGCUGGCUCAGCCAUCGGAUCAUCGUACGACUGGAAUUUUACCACUGCCGUACAAGCGCAUGUAGGUAACCGUACUAUGAGUCAACCCCGAGGAAAGGUGCUGGGCGGAAGUUCCGCGCUUAAUUUUAUGGCGUGGGACCGGGCCAGCCAGGUCGAGUACGACAUAUGGGGAAAGUUAGGAAAUGAUGGGUGGAACUCAUCGGAGAUGAUGCGCUCUAUGCUUGAGGCUGAGAAUUACACUUUGUCAGACAAGUACGGUGACCAAGGUGUAGGUUUUGGUGGUCCUAUCCAGACGAUGAUCUGUGACUUGGUGCCGGAGUACCAGGACAUCUUUACGGAAGCGUUGGAAAGCCUGAAUGUGUCAGAGAAUCGGAAUUCAUUAGGAGGAAAUCCUCUUGGCUUCGGGUUCCAGCCGACAAACGUCCGGUACAGCGAUCGGAAGAGGUCGUAUAGUGCCCAUCACCCAGGAUAUCCUUCGCUUGCAGGGCCCAAUCUUCAAAUACGGGCAGAGACGAGGGUGCGCAAGAUUGAUUUGACGAGUAUAGAUGGAGGUGAUUUGGUAGCAACCGGCGUUACUCUGGAAGAUAACACAACUGUCUUUGCAACGAAGGAAGUCAUCCUUGCUGCUGGUACCAUGCAAAGCCCCGGCCUAUUGGAGCUCUCCGGAAUCGGUCAGAAAGACGUGCUGCAUGCUGCCAAUAUCCAACAAUUAGUUGACCUUCCUGGGGUCGGAGAGAAUCUGCAGGACCAUCUGACAAUUGUGGCCUCCUAUCGACUUCGCUCCAACUAUACCUCAUCCGAUAUGCUCAAUACCAAUGCCACUUUUGCAAAACAGCAACUCGAAGCUUAUAACACAGGUCAAAAAUCCUUGUACGACUGUAGCGGCGGCACCUACGCUUUUCUUAACUGGACUGGCGUGGCUGAUGAGCCUUCGCGCAUGGAAUCUUUAGCACGCAAAGCCGCCGAUGAAUCUCUCUCAUUGUCCCCCUUCGAGCGCAUUAAAGCGGAUACCCUGCUUCAUCAAAUACUGCAUGAAGAAGAAAAUGUUCCACAGGUUGAGAUUCUCUUGGCAGAUGGGUAUGCCGGACCAAAAGGGUAUCCACCAGAGACCUCUCCCCUCUACGGUUCAAACUUCUUCUCGUUGAUAGCAGUCAUGCUACACCCCUUCAGUACGGGGUCGAUACAUGUGAAAUCGGCAUCGAUCUCAACAGCUCCCGAGAUACAACCGAACUACCUCUCCCAUGAAUAUGAUAUCCAGGCUCUCGUAUCUGCCGCCAAGUACUUGCGUAAACUAGCGUCAACAGCUCCUCUCCGGCAAGCUUGGACCGAAGAAUACGACCCAGGCCUUUCUGUGGUUGUUGACGGAUCCGAUAGUGAUACUCAGUGGAGGGAAUAUGCGAUCAACAGCACCAGGACAAUCUUUCACCCGGUCGGUACAUGUGCGAUGUUGCCACAGGAACUACAUGGGGUGGUCAAUGCGAAUCUGACCGUGUAUGGCACGGAGAAUCUCCGCGUGGUCGAUGCCAGUGUCAUGCCAGUUUUGAUAUCCGGUCAUAUACAAACAGCUGUAUACGGGAUCGCUGAAAAAGCGGCGGAGAUGAUCAUUAAGCGUUGGCAGUAG